UUCAAAAUAUCGGCAAGGUUUCACCUGGUGCCAAAACAUGUGUCUCUAGCCUUUUUCUCUUUAUAUUUUCAAACAACAAAACGCUAAUCCCUCCACCUCUCUCUCUCUCUCUCUCUCUCUCUCUCUCUUUUCUCAACGGUUGCUCCAAGGCGAAGGAAGCCCUCUCCGGUCUCAUCAGUCUUCGCACUCCGGUGGCAGUGGAUGAACUUGCGUUACGGUUGCGGGCAAAGCCCUCCUUUCGUCCUCAUCCAUCGAAGCUUAAAGCUCUUGCACUCGCACGUGGGGUGUGGUCGAUAAAUUUUUUCUCUCUCAUGGAUGGAGACGCAUCCAAUCAUGCUUCAAGCUUUCCAUGGAUUUGGGCCAUUGAAGUUCUUGCGAGCCUUAAGCAAGUGGACGUUUCUGCUUUACAUGAUUUGAUUGAAUUGGCUCCAGACUUAGAUGAUGAUUUAGGGAAAAACAUGAGGGAAAUGUUGGCUUUGAGAUGUUUGGAGUCUUUAUGUGGUCCCACUAAUGAAGUCAAUAAGGGUCAUUCAAAAGUCGGGUUUGAUUUUUCAGAAAGUUGUGAAGAUGUUCUCCAACACAUAAUGCACGAGAAUUCAUUAUCAGAUCUUGAAAUGCUCAAACCGGAGCUCGUAAAAAGGGAUAUUCGCGUAAAAAGGGAUCUUCGCCCCUUUAUUAUUCGUAAAAGAGCUUGUAUGCCUAAACUAGCCUUACAACAGCUGAAAGAUUUAAUUCUCAAAGGUAUUCAUCCAAAUGCUGAUUCCCUGAAGGACAGGAGUGGACUGGAAUUUACAAGUGCAGGUGGUGGAAUUCCUGUGAAUAAUGGCAGUCACAAUGCACUUACACAUGGAGUUGAUGGGAGCUUCCUCAAUGCACAACAAAUGGGAGUAAAAGGGAACUUGAUACCUAGAAUGCUUGAGAAUGAGAAUAAGCUAUUGGAAAAAGAUCCAUGUAAUGGAAAUUUAUUACUUUCCAAGAGGGGAAGGAAUGAAUCAGCUACUGAAAAUAUAGUUAGAGACUUCCAUGAAAACCAAAAUAUUUUAAAUGAUUGUGACAAUCUCCACUUAACUGCCAAAAAGCAGAAGCAAUGUGACUCAUCUGGAAUUCAUUCCAUAGAAGAGAAUCCAGUACCACUACAUCCAACAGAACUAUUAGAAGAUUCUUCUGCAAGAGUUCUGCCAGUUAUUGAAAGACAAGUUUGUGACUUGGCAAAAGAUCAGAUAGGAACUCUGAAAGAAGGCAGGGUUCUAGAGGAUGGUCAAGAUGAGCAUACUGCCUCAGUGAGAUGUGGGCAUAACAGCGAGGAUGAAUUCCAUCAUAAUCAGUCAAAGCCUCCUGAUAGUGCCACGAUGAUGCGCUCUCAAUGCAUGUAUAGUCAUGAUUCCUUAGCAUCAGCUGGUUCUACAGACCAAAAGUUGUGCAUGAGGUGUAAUGAAGGGGGUCAAUUGUUAGUUUGUAACACAAGUAAUUGUCCGGUGAUGGUUCAUGAGAACUGCUUGGGUUUCUCACCCAGAUUUGACAACAAUGGCAACUUUUACUGCCCCUACUGUGCAUAUUCCCUUGCUAUUUCAGAGUACCUUGAAGCUAAGAAAAAGGUGUCCUAUGCAAGGAAAGAACUAGCUAAAUUAUUUCAAAUGGGUUUGAAGCAUCAGCCAAAGGAAGUCAUCGAGAGAUUGCAUAGAGAAUAGCAUUUUCUUCCUGGACAAAGGAAAUGAGGAUCUUGUCAAAAAUGGGCACAUGGAAAGAGAAGGUGGUCGAGCAGAUCAUGUCAGUGAACAUGUAAAUGAAGUCAAUAACCUUCAUUGUCGGAAAAGCAUGGAUGAUAUGUAACAAGCAGAACCUUCUGCAUCUUGUGAUUAAGUCAAUUCACCUCUUAGAGAGGAAGAGGCAAUUGUAACUAUUGGGACACUAACGUUCCGUUUGUUUUGAAGUAAAAUAUUUUCAAAUGUAAAAUAUUUUACAUGUAAAUAUUUUAUUGUAAAAUAUUUUCAUUUUCAAGUGUUUGGAAGUAUUUGAUGUA
Molecule: messenger RNA, 2020 nt
Organism: Quercus robur (English oak)
Lineage: Eukaryota; Viridiplantae; Streptophyta; Magnoliopsida; Fagales; Fagaceae
Exons: 5
Coding region: 312-1688 (458 amino acids)
Source: RefSeq, a predicted model, not a curated record